AUGUUAGUCCUGCGCAUCUUGGCUCUUUCAAUUUGUUACGUCUUCGUCCUACUACCAAAGUCAUCCAAACAAGAAAAGAUGGCAGACUAUGUCAAAGGGAAGCAGUAUUGGAGCGCGUCCUUUAUACAUGAAGGUGGUACCUGCGCUGCUUGUCCGCCAAAUUGGAGAAGUUGUUACAAUGAACCUAUAAAUGAUCAAGAGAGAUGUGUGGUGUCAUGUCGUAGACGUGGUAGGUCAUCACUUGUAUUAAUGUUCUUUCUGUGUAGUGCUAUUUGUAUUGUAUACAAAUAAUGUAUUAUAUUUUGAAUAAAUUGAUGGGAAUAAAUCUAUGACUAUGUCAUGUGCGGUAACGGCCGGUGUACUGUCGUCCGGAAAUAUAGUUCUCUUGUGGUGGGUUCACCCUGCCACGCAAAUGUAAAACAUAGAUAUCGAGUCGUCUAGAGAGAAUCCGUGUUUUUAUUGAACUUUGUCAAAAUCUAUCAUGGAGUGUAUUGCUAUAUUCAUUUAAAUAUCAUUUACAAUUUAUAAAUUGAAACAUAUUAUAGUGAAACAUAUAUCGACGUCUCGACGACAUUCUGAACUAAUACUUAUAUAAAACUAAAACUGCUUUUUUCCAGUCCUUUUGUAUUGAAAUCACUCAUACUAUAGUCUAUAUACUGCUACGACUUUGUUCUCUAGAAACGCUUGGAUGAAGUUGAAGUGUCAAAGUUCGAAGUUUCAAUGUGGCGCGAUGAUCCUUGAUGGCGUGAUGCAAUUACACAUUCUAAUGAGUUAUAAUUAUAAAAUAUAUAUUCUUUCAAAUAUCAGUUACAAUUUUCGUUUAUAUGCGUCGAAAUGUUUCGUUCCUGGCUAAAGUUUAGGAUCGAAACAAAGGAAUUUUCGUGCUGGAUUGUUUAUCAAAUUUAUGUCUCAGUUCGUUUCACGAAGCCGAAUACACAAUACUCAAUAGCCUGCAAUGCGUUUGCGUGGGUGAAUAAUGUGAUUACCUAAGGGCAAAGCCAAAGCGUGUAUAUUUCUAUUAAAGCUGUAAAGUUUACAAAUUGACUUAUCAAAAACAGAUACGAGAAAUAAAUACCAAUAUCAUAUACCAAUAUCAGAUGUACCACAUACAUAUAGCUCAUUAAUUUUUGCCGCCGACUUGACAUUUUGGAAUUUGCUUGAGUCUUGAGGAUAUUAUUAAUAUUAAUUAUCUAAUAAUAAACUUGAAAUUUCAAAUUUUGGGCUCUUUCAUCGAAGUCGCAAUCAAAAUUAUUUCAACUUCACUACGAAAACUCACUCAUGCCUAUACUUUACUCUAUCCCGCGUUAAUUAUAAGAGAAUCGUUUUUAAUAGUCAGUGGAGGACAGUGAUGUACAAUUCAUUACAUUAAGUUUUGUCUGUUUUAUACUAGUAUUUUCAUUUGAUUUUGAACAGUAUUUACAAUUUCGACGUGUAGACGUCUGAGUGAUUAUAUCUAUAGUUUGCCCGUGCGUUUUUGCAUGUUAGUGGUGACGGUGUCUGAUACUGAAAAUUAUGCUUAGCUGAGCAUAUAUCAUAGACAUGGAUUUGGGCAUUUCACGCGAUAGAACUAUAAGUUGUGAAGGGUUUUCUAUCAAAGGAAAUAUAUAAAAUUUACACUCGAUAUUUUAAUCAACAAAACCCUUCAAAAAAAAAGAAAUAAUUAAUAUCCCACUCGAAUUUGAGACAUCGUCCAUGACCACGGGCACGGAUAAAACGUCUGCAUUAGUCAAGAUGCGAGAAGUGAUAUUCAGCAAAUUAGCUCAGACUCAGUACUAUAUGGACUGGCAUCGUUAAAAAAUAUUUCCUAGUGUAUAUGUUAGUAUAAUAACAGCAAACUUCUUCGUUUACACAAACUCGAAUAUGCACAAUUCACAAAUACACAAAGAUCAGCGGGAAAUGUUAGUAGCGUGGGCGGGGGAAAUUUCAUGUAAUUUUCCCAACCCACGCUAUUGGAGACCUUACGAUGUAGGAACGCAACGACAACGGCUAUAAUAAAAUCAUGCAAAUAAACGAUUGUAAAGAAAGUUUGUCGACUAUUAUUGAUCGUAUCAAUGUAAUACUGUUUGGUUAGCUUGUUGAGAAAGUCCUACUAUGUUAUUGUUAGCGAUGUAUUGGCCAUUGAGCCGCGUCCUCUUGCACGGCACUGCUCCAACAAUAGCAUCUUAUACUAACUGUCAUUAUAGUAUUGGCAGGUGUAUCUGGUGAUACAAUUGCAGGUGUAUUGCAGGAGCAAGUGUUCUCCGGAUGUAUAUGCUUUGCUUGUCUGCUGUGAUCUGCUGAUUCGUGCACACGAAGAGGGCUUAAUUGCAUCUAAAUAGCAUUGCAUUUUUGUUUAGUAGCACUAUUAGAAUUAUAACACAAAAUUCUUAAAUUUCCUUUUUGUGAACGCAUAUAACAAUAAAACUUGCUCCGUAACAUUAGAAUGUAGACUUUCUGCUUAGUUCAAUAGUAUAUAGAACACUUUGAAAUAAGAAAGAUACAUACAUAUCAAAAUAACAUUCAACAGGAGUAAACAGUGGUAAACCAUCAACCAGAAAACUGUAGAUACAAUGAAGAUUUUAUUUGGAAAAAGUUUUUAAAAGUUAUUCCAUAUCUUAUUUUUUGUAGCAAAGCCAAAACCCAACCCGAAAGAGCCCUCUACAAGUACAAAACUUCCCGUGACACCAACGGCAACGGCUACAUACAUACCUUCUGAACUUCGAACUGAAAUUCUUAAUCCCACUCCCUCCAUACCUGCAGUGCCGGUAUAUUCUUCAGGCUUACACCCACAUGAAACAGAGGACGAGGACCAACCCCCUUCUGGUGAAAACCAUGGACAUGGUAUGAAAUUAGGGCCUAUCAUUGCGGUAUCGGCUCUUUCGGCAUUCGCUUUCCUAGCCAUAGUUACCCUGGUGCUGUUCCUGGUUCGUAAAAUCCAGAAAAAAUCGGCAGGAGAACGAGGUAGAGUUCAUAGAAGAGAUAUAGAAGAACGUAUGGCUCUACACGAGAUACAGCGGCCUAAUGACGGAGAACGUGUACAUGAGCCGGCAAAUGAUGGGGUAGAGCGUUUACAUGAGCCGGCAAAUGAUGGGGUAGAGCGUUUACAUGAGCCGGCAAAUGAUGGGGUAGAGCGUUUACAUGAGCCAAAUGACGGAGAAGAGCAUUUGCAGCAUAGAGAAGAGCGUUCACAGGCAAACGAUGCAGAAGAGUGUGUGGCCCCUCAGGAGACACAGCUUCCUGUUCAGGCUACUCCUUCUGAUAUACAAAUAGGCGGGUAAGUAUAUAUUUGUUUGAGUUGCCUUAUCUUUUGUACUCUCUUUCCCCCAAGAAACAGAAAAUAUGGUGUGGUUUUAAUCUUCUUCUGCCAGUUCAAACACAAACCACGCCAGCUUUAUGUAGAAUAAAUCGGCUCGAACGGUCUUUGACAGUGUAUGUAGGUAGCGGCGAUAAAACUAAAGCUGCAGAUUAAGAGAGAUUACAACUACCUGGAAAAUACAAACAGAAUUUCGUCGUUUCGAGGGAAGACUUUUUGACGGGAAGUUAUUGGCGGGGGGGGGGGGGGGGGGGGGGGGGGGGGGGGGGGAUCGGGAAGUACAUGAGCUAGGCCCUUUUGUCGGGAACGGGAGCCGACAAAGGGCCUUAAUUGCCCCAAACGUCGAAUUAAAACUUUGUAUACGAUAAUCAAUCAUUUUGUAUACGAUUCUAAUUAUCUUUUUUCAUAACAAGUAUAUAAUAACAAUAUGUUUGCAUUUUAAAAAAUGUGCUUUUGUCGCAAUAAAUGUAGGAUUAAAGAUUUUCACUGCUAAUCCCUCAACGGCUCAACUCAACCAAAACUGCUUGUCCAACUUUAAUCUGUAUCAUUAAUUAGGUACAGUUAUAAUAUAAUUAAUAUUUAACUAUCUAUUUGACCAAUCAUAAAAGACCUUGUUGGAGCUGCUACAUCAUGACCCAUUGUACAUAAGCUUUUCCUAAAGUUUUAUCGUUUACUUAGCUAUACGGGAAUUUAUUGAACUGACAGCUCAUUGUCUUCACACGGAGUGAGCGGAAAUGCUUGUGGGACAUUUUAAAUCUUCGUUAUACAUGCAUCGCCGUGACUUUAAUUAAACAAUAUGAAAAGUGCUACGAGCUAGCCUAUUUUUGAUGUUCGCCUUCGGCGGAAGGAAAUAUUAAUAUUUAAAAAAUAAUUAACGACUUUCGAAAGUCUAGGAAUCUAUGGUUGGACCUAGCUGGAAUAACCUCCAACCUUCUAGAAUUUGUUGAAACGUUGGAUAAGAAAUAAUUACCGAUAUUCUUAUCAUGAUUAGUUCUUUAUUGUCUUCUGACUAGUUAUUAUUAACGACUUUCGAAAGUCUGGGAAUUUCUACGGUUACCCUGGAAUAACCUGGAUUAACCUACUAGAAUUUGUUGAAACGUCAUGCAGAUAGGAAAUAAUCGUCGAUAUUCUUCUUACACUGUUAGUUAUUGUUUGUCUUCUGAUUAGUUAUUAUCUUAGUUAUUGAGAUAAACUUUGCUUUUUCUUUGUUUUAUAGAAUCCAAGAUACGGAGUCUGCUGGCGAAGGCAGUUGUUCAUCAAUGACAUCAUGUUUAUAUCUAACUGAAGCGGAGAACUAA
Messenger RNA from Paramuricea clavata, 4590 nucleotides. The record is from the annotation of a GenBank genome assembly. Lineage: Eukaryota; Metazoa; Cnidaria; Anthozoa; Malacalcyonacea; Plexauridae.